UGUCACGUGUUGUUGCCGGAACGAAAUACGAGUGCGCGUUAUUUUAUGAAAUAAACAAUCGUAAUUUAUAAUUAUAUUUUGUACCAUUAUGUAAUGUGUGUUAUGUGAUUUCAAUAAUUCUACAUUAAAUUUUAAAGACAAAAAAAAUGGGUAAAUCAAAGUCAAAGAAGAAGAAAUGGGUUAAAAAUUUGGAAUCUGAAUCUACAGAAUCAGAGAUUCCUAUACCAAAUUUGCCAGAAAAAAUCCUUUUAAUGCGAGUAAAAAGUGGUACAAAAAUCAGAAAUGUUCUUGGAUAUGCGUUAAAAGAAUUCGCAAAUUAUAAUUGUAUUGUUUGGACCGCAGCAGGUCAUGGUAUUGGAAAAGCUAUUUCCUGUGCAGAACUUUUCAAAAAGAAACAAGAAGGCCUUCAUCAAAUCACUAGAUUACGUUAUGUGGAAUCGCAGAAAUCAAAAGAGGAAAAUAAAACUAAUGUAAAUGUAGAAACUCGUCAUGUACCAGAAAUACAUAUUUUUCUCGGAAAGGAAGUAAAAGAUAUAUCCGUACCUGGUUAUCAAGCACCUGGUGAUAAUGGACAAUUCAUAAAUAACGAAGAUAUAAAAAAUGGAGAAAAAGAGAAGAAAGAAGAAACUGCUAAUAAUUUGAGUUGUAUUAAUGCCGAAGAAUUUGCAGCUAUGGGUUUGAGAACUGGUCAAAAAAGAUCAAAGAAAGAGCAUCAAACAGAAGCACCACCAAAAAAAAAUAAAAAAAGAGAAAACGAUGAUCAAUAAAAUUAAAUUGCAUGUUAUAUAAAAUUCGAUCAGUAACGAAUAUAAUUCAAAUAAU
Molecule: messenger RNA, 822 nt
Organism: Apis mellifera (honey bee)
Lineage: Eukaryota; Metazoa; Arthropoda; Insecta; Hymenoptera; Apidae
Gene: Rpp25
Product: ribonuclease P protein subunit p25-like protein
Exons: 5
Coding region: 147-767 (206 amino acids)
Biological process (GO): tRNA 5'-leader removal
Cellular component (GO): ribonuclease MRP complex
Molecular function (GO): RNA binding
Source: RefSeq, a predicted model, not a curated record